UUUCCCCCUUUUCUUGAUCAAAGAGAACACUGGAGCUGAGCAGUCAGGCCAGGCGAGCUGUCAUCCAUGCUCAGCCUGUGUGGCUGAUGCAGCCGAGCGCUCCUCGGUUACCUGCGACCCAGUAGACCCGGGAGCAGCAAACACACCCGCUUGUUCCCAUGCAGGGAAUGGGGACCUUCCGGCUGGGGAGAAGGACUGUGAUGUACACCGUGGAAACCAUUCCCAAAGGGAAGAACCGAGUCCUAGGGACCAUCCAGAUCAUGACUGGCUUCAUACAUAUUAGCUUUGGGAUCAUUCUCAGCACCUUGACCAGUGUAUAUACCUCAUUCUUCGUGUCUGGAGAGAUCCCCUUCUUGGGAGGAGCAUCGUUCAUUGUUUCUGGAUGCCUCUCCAUCGGUGCUGAGAAGAGCCCUACGGAGUGUGCAGUGAAAGGCUCCCAAGCCAUGAAUAUCAUCAGUGCCAUCUUUGCAUUACUUGGAAUACUGGCCUUUAUAGUAGACCUGAGCAUAAAUGGGCCAUUUCAUUCUGAUGACAGUCAUCAGUACUCCCUAGUCAUGACCGGCAAUAGGAUUGCCAUUGUGUUGUUGACAUUCACCAUCGUGGAAUUUUGCAUCGCAUCUGCCACUGCCUAUUUCUGGUGCCGGGCAACCCGCUCUGACUCCAAUGAGGCGAUAUUGAUUGACCCCAACACCAUCAGGACAGAUACCGAGGUCCCUUCUGUAGAAUCAUCAAUAAACUGUCCGCCAAAUUCCAACGAUGUAAGUUAUGCUCUAAAGGUAGAGACUGUGUAGAAGGCUCAAGUGGAGGAAUCUGUAUGGAAAAAUCAAACCAGCCGCAUCUCUUCUGAGAUGUCAACGCUGGCCCUUUCCUGCAUGACAGAGUUCCUUCAGUUACUGCCAGUAUUCUAGCUGCUGGGCCAACGAAGUCAAAGGGACUAUCUCUCUUUUUUCUCCAGUACUGUCUCAGUUUUAGUCUGGGACUGAGAAGCAUGUGGCUUGAUAUGCUCUGCCUUGGACUGGGAGGUGAUAUUUGGACUCCAUUUUGGACAGGCUGUGUAUGGAAUGAGCCGUGAGUCUGGCAUGUGGGGUAUUAAAACUGUCAAAAUGUGUUUAAAAGGGAGGCUUGAUCUAGUGUUGAGGGCAUGGUGGGCAUGGGAUAGCUGGGGACCCAGAGGAGAACAUGGAACUGAAGUACAUCAAAACACAGACAAAGUCAUAAGUGCAUCUUUUUCACUUCGAGCUGGCUCUGUUGUUGACUCAGAUACAAAAUGAAAGAGAAAACAGGGAGCAGUGUUAAUUGGGAUGGGUCAAUGCCCAGUGCUGAGGCUGGUUUGUAAAGACUGUCUUCCAAAUUCAGCUUUCUUGGGAGUUAGCCAACUUGGCCCCCAAAACCUAUAACUUUGUGCUCUGAUAUGGAAGCAUGGGUUCAAUGUAGGGGUUUGUAGGGACUUGGGAAUUUCAUUUGAAAUUUCCAGCCCGGUUGAUUGGUCUUGUGAGGGUGAUCAGCCACACUAGAUGUUCUGGAGCACUGUUGUCUACUACUGCUAUUUAUAUUUCAAUGAACUGUACAUAUGUGCCCAUUAAGAAUAUUUCAUACAAUAAUAACUGCCCUGGGAUUUUUUUCUGCUAGUUUUCUAGAAGAUUCAACUUUUUCUGAUGGAUGCAUAACUUACAGCUACAGGGAGCUCAAGCAGCAGCAGUUUGUCUUUCUACUUUCCACUAGC
This is a messenger RNA of Pogona vitticeps (central bearded dragon), 1723 nucleotides long. NCBI's taxonomy places the organism in Eukaryota, Metazoa, Chordata, Lepidosauria, Squamata, Agamidae. The record is from RefSeq and is a predicted model, not a curated record.